This is a messenger RNA of Aspergillus welwitschiae, 1892 nucleotides long. RefSeq names its product UPF0187 domain membrane protein. The record is from RefSeq and is a predicted model, not a curated record. Lineage: Eukaryota; Fungi; Ascomycota; Eurotiomycetes; Eurotiales; Aspergillaceae. The transcript has 7 exons. Gene Ontology annotation, molecular function: chloride channel activity. The coding region runs from base 210 to 1643 and encodes 477 amino acids.
GUCCUCUCCAUCGAUCUUCAUUUCUCGGGAAUUUUCAGUCGUUGCUAUCUACCUUCGUUCAUCACCCGUUCGUUCCUCUAUUCCCGGGUUGAUUCUUCACGUUCGUUCAUUUCCGAAGGCAGGCCCUUCUUUGUUCUUUUAAUAAUCCCAGAGACCAUCACUCCCUCUUUUCGGAUCCCAACUCACCGUCUAAUUUUCGAUUCCCAACAAUGGGUGACGAAGCAAGCCACGAUAACCACCUGGCACCCGCCGCGGACCAUGAUGUGCCCGCUGGUGUCGGAGCAAAUGAACUCAGAGAGCCCCCACGAGGACGCUUGACGCCUCGUCCAUCUUUUCUGGAGAACCUCGCCAGUUCCAGAGAAAAACAGUUUAUGUUGGGAAGACGCAACUCUAGCGAAAUCGAUCGAUAUUUUCACGGACCGCGAGAUCUCGAUCGACACUCCAAAUGGCCCAUCUUCCUUCGAAUGCACGGCAGUAUCAUGCCGAAAAUGAUUCUGCCACUUACCUUUGUCGCAGCUUGGGCCACCGUCAUUACCUGCAUCUCCAAGUUUGUCCACAACAUCGGCAUCAACGAUAUUCUUUUGACAGUUACCGGUUUCGUGGUCAGUUUGGCGCUGUCCUUCCGCAGUUCGACAGCCUAUGAGAGAUGGGCGGAUGGAAGAAAGUACUGGGCACUCCUCAAUCAGACGUCUCGCAACCUCGCACGUACCAUCUGGGUCAACACGGCAGAACGCGCAGGAGAGGAGGGCAAGGAGGACUUGCUGGCCAAACUGACGGCCAUGAAUCUCAUUCUGGCGUUUGCCGUUUCUCUCAAGCAUAAACUUCGAUUCGAACCCGAUGUGGGCUACGACGAUCUAGCCGGUCUGGUUGCACACCUCGACACGUUUGCCAAAGAAGCCCACGACCGCCAAGUGGUUCAGCCUCCGAAAAAGACGCCAUGGAAGUCAGUCGGUGAAUACCUGGGUGUUUCCUUUGCCGAGUCCAAUCCGAGAAAGCUUGUCAAGCGGUCCAAGAAGCCCUUGGGCCAUCUUCCUCUUGAGAUCUUGAACCAUCUCUCCGCAUACGUCGACCGGUGCAUCGCCAACAAUACUCUCAACGUCAGUCUCCACCAAGGACAAGCCAUCACCGCUCUGUCUACCCUGAACGAAGUCCUCACCGGCACCGAACGCGUCCUGGAUACUCCUCUUCCUGCCGCAUACAGCAUCUCCAUCGCCCAGAUUGCCUGGAUCUACGUCCUCGUGCUGCCCUUCCAGCUGUACGACUUUCUUGAAUGGGUGACCAUUCCGGCUUCCGUCGUUGCCGCCUACAUCAUUCUUGGACUCGCCUUUAUCGGCAGCGAAAUCGAGAACCCCUUCGGCCAAGACGUCAACGAUCUCCCUCUCGAUACUUAUUGCCGCCAGCUCGCCGUCGAGCUUGAUAUCAUCACCGCCAUGCCCCCGCCCAAACUGGACGAGUUCGGCACGCGCGAGGACAACUUCGUCCUCUUCCCUCUCAGCACAUCCGGUUACCCUGAAUGGAAGGACCGCUCGGUCGAAGAGAUUCGCGCCGCUCUGAGGGCGAAGGUGGUGGCCAACUACCCCUCCGCAGCGAUGUCGGAUGCGGCAACGAUGAUAGGAAGUGUGCGAAGCAAGCAGUCGGUUUAGUGUGGUAGAGGCGAUGGGUUAAAAGUUCAAAAGCAAGGAUAAGAGGGUAGAUUGUUUUGAUUGAUGUUUUGGGUGGUGUUCAACAAGCAUGAGAGUCUGGUGUUCUGUUUAAACAAAAAAGAGGAUUAUAUCAUGUGUAUCUAUGGUUGGUUGGGUCGGUCAUUCGUUACUAUACUUAGGUUGGUCUUUCGAUGUGAAUAUUUUGGGAUCUAUUUGAUAGAUCAUACUACUUGCUUAACUGGGUAUAUG